GUCAGCAGCUCCACGGGAAAGAAAGAGACUCACACCAGACUCCGUUCAAAAAGUGGCCGAUUUAAGGUCAGAGCUGCAGCUUUAAUACAAGAACUGUGUGUGUAACUGCAGACGGUUACUGCAGGUUUCAAGGUGGAGGCUCCCACUGCUGUGGGUGGAGUUAAAGGGCAGAUCACGUGGUGAUUGGCUCCAGCAGAGUCCAGGCCGUGAUCAGCAGCUUUUACAGCAGCUGGUUGGUUAUUGGGUAGGAGACCCCGCCCACAUCAGAGCCAUGCUGAGACCUCUGAGGCUCCUCCUCUCAGGCCUGAAAACGCAGCCAAGCCGCUGCUGCUCCAGCUUCGUGUCCAGGAUGAGGUAUGUGAACAGGCUGAAGGAGGACGACGAGGCGUGCGCGGCGGCGCUGAAGGAUGGCUCCAUCUUCCUCUUCCACCGCUUGUCUCCUCUGCUGCGACGCCCUGACGCCAGAACCUUCAGCCCAGCAGCUUUCACCUGCUCAGAUGUGCAGUUGGUCCUACAGAGGCUCGGUUCAGACGGGUCGCAGCUGAAGGAGGCAGUUCUGAUUGGCUGUUCUGAGCAGAACCAGGCUCAGUUCUGUCUGGAUGUCGGAGAACUGGACCAGGCGGCGGUGGAGGAAGCCUCUCAGGGGACCUUCAUCGAUCUGAGGAAGGCCUUCUUUCUGCUGCCCGCAACUGAGGCGCCUCUAGUGUCCAAGGGUCAGGCGCUGCUGCGUUGGCAUCAGACCAGCAGGUUCUGCGGCGCUUCGGGCCAGCCGACUCAACGAAACCGAGCAGGCAGCCAGAGGUUCUGCAGCAGCAGCUCCACCGUCUACUACCCGAAGAUGUCUGCGGUGGCGGUCGCUCUGGUGUCUGAUGGGAGUCGGUGUCUGCUGGGCCGCCAGCCAUCCUUCCCACGUGGACUCUACAGCGCUCUGGCCGGCUUCUGUGACAUGGGUGAGACUCUGGAGGAGGCGCUCUGCAGGGAGGUGGCGGAGGAGGUGGGUCUGGAGAUCCAGAGCAUCUCCUACAGCUCCUCGCAGCACUGGCCGUUCCCGCACAGCUCCUUCAUGCUGGGCUGCCACGCCUUGGUUAGCCCCGCCCACACUCAGCUGAGCGUGGACAACUCAGAGCUAGAAGAUGCUCGCUGGUUCACCAUGGACGAAAUCACCCGUGCCCUCCAGGUGAAAGCUCCGCCCAGGAGAGGCGACCCCCCCAUCAUCUGGCUUCCUCCAAAACACGCCCUCGCCAACCGCCUCAUCAGGGAGUGGGUGGAGCAGCAGCGGCAGAGUGAGGGCGGAGAGUGAUGGAGGCGGAGCUGCAGUCGGAGUCAUCAGAUCACACCUGAAACACGGAUGUUUCACCUCCGCUCCUGAGAUCUCACAGUUCAGAAGUCCAUUCAGAUUCUCUGAUUUUAGCCUCCUUCACAGAUCUAACCUGUGACCUUAUUGAAAGAAACUUUUAAUGUGAAAAACAUUCAGUCAGUCACGACAGGAAGCAGCUCGUGGUCUCUGACCUGCUGAUGUUUCCUCCAAACUGGUUUUAAUUUUCAAUAAAAAUCCCAGAAUGGAAAAAA
Maylandia zebra (zebra mbuna) is the source of this 1569-nucleotide messenger RNA. It is a transcript of the gene nudt13, whose product is annotated as nudix (nucleoside diphosphate linked moiety X)-type motif 13. Gene Ontology annotation, molecular function: hydrolase activity. The record is from RefSeq and is a predicted model, not a curated record. Lineage: Eukaryota; Metazoa; Chordata; Actinopteri; Cichliformes; Cichlidae.